This is a messenger RNA of Saccostrea cuccullata (small rock oyster), 1906 nucleotides long. RefSeq lists its product as uncharacterized. The transcript has a single exon. The coding region runs from base 32 to 1900 and encodes 622 amino acids. Lineage: Eukaryota; Metazoa; Mollusca; Bivalvia; Ostreida; Ostreidae. The record is from RefSeq and is a predicted model, not a curated record. Gene Ontology annotation, molecular function: cysteine-type deubiquitinase activity. Gene Ontology annotation, biological process: protein deubiquitination.
AGUAGAAUUUAAUUAAAGAUUCUAUAUUUAGAUGCCAAAGAGAAAGAAAUCUCUUACUGGUAGAGUGGGACGUGAAAGAGAAAGAGUUAAAAAGAGGCAGGCUAGAGAGAAACUUGCAACACGAGAUGCGUCCCCAGACGAGAAAGUGCCAGAGUCUUCUGUUCCUUGCGGGACGGAGGAUGGAGCUAUGUCAGCUCUUCCCGGUAAUUUUCCGGGGCUUGGUUCCAUGGGGUUACCACCUAAAGAGGAAAAACCCCUGGCCAGGAUGCAGGCCUCACCUCGAGUGAAAAUGCAUUCACCCGCCCCGAGGUUGCCACCUCCUCGGGGAAGUCGUCUGUUUGUCCGUAACGAGGGCAAGGCACCGUCCCCUGACUCCCCACCGUGGGUUUGUGCUCCACCGAGGGCACCUGGAUCGGACAUAGGGCAUAUGUCUGGUCCAGCAGGUCAGGCGCAGCUGGAUACCUCCAGGGAGGAGGAGACCAGUAGGAAGCUAAAAAAAGAUGAGGGCACUUUAACGAAUACUAAAAAGGAAACUGAACGAAUAUUAAAAGGAAAUUUGAACGAAUACAAUAUAGAAUCUGAAAUGAAAACAAAUGGAAAUGAGAAUGAAAACAAUGAGAAACAUAGUAAAUCAGAGAGUGACUGUAAAGAGAAGAAUGUAAGACAUGAAGAUCAGUAUUGGCACAAAGCAUCAAAGGAAGGUAAACAUGAAAUAUCCUUUUCAGUUCAAGGCUCAUUUCAUCAAGCUCAUCCUAUGUUUGAAGAGAAUGCUGGGACACAGUGUGUUGCAAAUUGUUUAGCUGGAUUGGCAUAUGACAAACUUAAGAAUGCAAAGAGUUGGACAACAAUGGAUAUGGACAGAAUUUUGAUGACAGGUGAUGAAUUGUACACAUAUUUGCAAAGAAGCUCAUUAAUCAGUGAAAGGUAUUUGCUUGUAGAGGAAUUACCACAAUUGUUUGAAUGUUUUAAUCGAUCAUACCAAUUUCAUGCAGACGAGUCAUUUGCAAGUGUUAUUUUGGCAGAUAAUGGAGUAAACUAUGCUGAGUUUAAUGCAUUACCACUUGAUGAUGCACUCCAAGUUGCUCUUACAGACAAUGAUGGCUGUUUUGUGUGCUUUGGUGGAAAUACUAUGCUUAUAGGAUCAACAGAAAGUGGCUUUUUUGCUUUUGACUCCCAUUCUAGAUCUGCUGAUGGAAUGUUAAAUGUGUCGGGAAAGAGCACACGAGUUUUAUUUCAGAAUGUGAAUGAAGUGUAUUCACAUCUUCAAAAUCUUGCUCUUUCAAUGGGCUAUUCAAAGAAUGUUGAAUGUAAUGUGUGUGGUGUAACAUGCAGAAUGGAUUUUAUUGUAAAUGAAUGUGGGUUGUUUGUGGAGGAAGAAGAUAUUGGUAAAAUAUCCCAAACACCAGAGUUAUCAGUGGAAACUACUGUUGAAAAGUGUAAUGCAAAUGAUGACUUGAUUUUCAUUAGUCAUGAGCAGGUACAAUUUAGUUUUUGCCCACUGUCUGUGAAAUUGAAAAAACACCUUAGUCAUAUUUUGAAAAUUCCUUAUAUUUGCACAGAAAAUUCUGAUAACAUCCAAUGUUCAAGAACUAAUAUCAGAGAACCGAGAAGUGAAAAGAACAUUCUAGGAGAUGGAAACUGCUUCUUUAGAGCUGUUUCAUUCAGUUUAACGAACUCUGAAGACUUCCACAGUGCAAUGCGCAAUGCAGUCUGUGAGCAUAUGAUGAGAAACAGAGAGUUAUUUAAGCCAUUCUUGAAAGAUGGUGUUGAUACUGUCGAAAAUCACCUUUCUUCCACUCAAAUGUUGCAAGAGGGUACAUGGGCUACUGAGGUUGAAAUAUUUGCAACAGCGCAUUUACUGAACACUGACAUUUACACAUUCUCAGAUGGAUGUUGGUGAAGGUUU